Molecule: messenger RNA, 2006 nt
Organism: Rana temporaria (common frog)
Lineage: Eukaryota; Metazoa; Chordata; Amphibia; Anura; Ranidae
Gene: CANT1
Product: calcium activated nucleotidase 1
Exons: 4
Coding region: 215-1420 (401 amino acids)
Biological process (GO): proteoglycan biosynthetic process
Molecular function (GO): UDP phosphatase activity; GDP phosphatase activity; calcium ion binding
Source: RefSeq, a predicted model, not a curated record
UCCGCCCAUGACCAGCAGGUGGCGGACAGAGGAGCCUGUGGAGUGGGCGGUGCCAGGAGUUGCAGGCUGCUGGCGCGGAGCAUGCCGGGGGUUGUAGUUUGCUGCGGAAGCAGGAAGUGCAGUGGCAGUGCUGGAUUGUGGUGGUGGCGAUGGGUCGGUGAUCGGAUUUGCCUGGGACCAGAUCAGAGGGUCUGGCUGACCACACCGAUGCCUUAUGAAUCCCUACACACUACUGGAAUGUAAAGAAUCUAUGAGCCCCUUGCGCAUCAGUGUGGGUGGCCUUCCCGUUCUGGCCUCCAUGACAAAGACUGCAGACCCCCGUUUCAGGCCACGCUGGCGUGCCAUCUUGCUCUUCGGGGUGGUCUUGGCGCUGCUCCUGUUGCUGCUAUGCUUCCACCGGUCUUCAUAUGCCCGCUCUCCAGUGCCCAACGCCCACAACUGGCGGGUGGUCCAAGCUCUAGCAGGAGAACUGUAUAACGACACCUACCCGCUCACCCCUCCCCAGAGGUUGCUGGACGGACUGCGCUACCAGAUCGCCAUCAUCGCCGACUUGGACACCGACUCUCGCAGCACCAAAGACAACACGUGGUUCAGCUACCUAAAGAAAGGCCACUUGACGCUGUAUGAUAGCGGCGACCGGGUGGCGGUGGAAUGGGACAAGGAGGACACUGUAGUAGAGACUCACUUGGCGGAGAAGGGACGUGGGAUGGAGCUCUCGGAGUUGAUCGUGUUCAAUGGGAAGUUGUACUCGGUGGAUGAUCGCACCGGGGUGGUCUACCGGCUGGAGGGGAGGAAGGCUGUGCCAUGGGUUAUACUUACAGAUGGUGAUGGCACAGUGGAUAAAGGUUUUAAAGCGGAAUGGUUGGCAGUAAAGGAUGAACUUCUGUACGUCGGUGGACUGGGGAAGGAGUGGACCACAACAGCGGGGGAGGUGCUGAACGAAUACCCGGAAUGGAUAAAGGUGGUCGGACCCCAUGGGGAUGUUCAUCACCAUAACUGGGUUCCCAAUUACAACUCUCUGCGAGAAGCUGCUGGGAUUCAGCCUCCAGGUUACUUGAUCCACGAGUCUGCUGCAUGGAGCGACUCUCUGCACAGCUGGUUCUUCUUGCCCCGUCGGGCCAGCAAAGAAAGGUACAGCGAGAAGGAGGACGAGCUGCGCGGUGCCAACAUCCUGUUGCGCUCCUCGGCCGACUUCUCAGACAUUACCCUCUCGCACGUGGGCCCCCAGAUGCCCACCCAUGGUUUCUCCUCCUUUAAGUUCAUCCCGGGCACAGAUGAUCAGAUCAUCGUGGCGCUCAAAUCGGAAGAGAAUAAUGGGCAAGUGGCCACCUUCAUCACCGUCUUCAUCCUGGACGGCCGGGUUCUCCUUCCCGAGACGAAGAUCGGGAACGUUAAAUAUGAAGGAAUCGAGUUUAUAUGAGAAGAGCGCACUCCAGACAAACUUGAAAACUCCACAUGAACUAACGGACAGAACAGACUACUUUUCCGGGGUUUUUAUUUUGUUUUUUUUUUAACCAUGUCCAUGCUUGAUGACACUAGACCGCCCCUCCGGGUACAGCUGUGUGGUUGUUGGUAGCCUACUGUUCUGGGAACACCAUGAUCCUUUAAAGCUGUGUUCUCAACUCCUCCCAUCGCAAUCGCUAGCAAGUCUUAAUUCUGCCCAUCGGUGAACAUUCAGAAGGAAGGGAGCAUGCCAAUAUCUGCCAAUAGCCUGCAGGCCUAGGAAAGUAAACCCGUACCAUGGGCAAAAUGACAGGUUCACUUGACUGCUGCCCUCCCCCGGCUGCAUACAGUUACCUUCCCUUCACCACCCCACCAAUGCAUAUGGCCACCAGGAGUGGUAGAAAAAUGUCUGAUAAUUCCAGAUAUGAGGAGUGUGUGACUCGCACUUUUUCCUUUUUCAUAGCAAUUGUGAUUGGCUGCUUAGACACCUCGUACUAUUACAUCGAGGAUGUGCUUGAAGUUCUCGGCGGCGCUUUCACAUGAGGGGGGGGGAAUCCUCAGCA